This is a messenger RNA of Xiphophorus maculatus (southern platyfish), 926 nucleotides long. RefSeq names its product CD209 antigen-like. Bases 74 to 895 code for a protein of 273 amino acids. Lineage: Eukaryota; Metazoa; Chordata; Actinopteri; Cyprinodontiformes; Poeciliidae. The transcript is spliced from 9 exons. The record is from RefSeq and is a predicted model, not a curated record.
UUCAUUUAAACACCGACCAGUUGGAGAAGAAAUUCCUGUAACAAAUUAUUUGAGGCUGUUCAGUUAAUCCAAGAUGGCUUUGCAUAAAGAUCGACAUGAAAUGUCUGCUAUAUAUAACAUCAGCAAUCCUGGUUCCUGCAACAAUAUUCCAAAGAGCCACUCGGGUGAAGACAGCAAAGCCUCUUCUGCCGCAUCUGGACUUCAACUGUACAAAGUUGGCACAGUUGCCUUUGGACUUCUAUCUCUUCUUCUGCUCGGUCUUAUCAUUUACGUUGCUUGCCAUAUGGAAGUGAGAAGUAGAACCUUAACAGAAGAGAGAAGUGAGCUCAAGAAGACACUGAAUGACUUAGUUUCGAAGCAAAAUUCCUUGACUGAAGAGAGAGACAAUUUGACGAGGAUAAACUCUGAUACUGAGGCCAGAUUAACAGCAAUCUCGCUGGAAAGAGAUGAGCUGAAGAAGAGCCUCAACAUUACAGAUUCCCAGCUCCGCUCAGUGACUGAAGAGAGAGACAGGUUGAAGGUGAAAAUUGGAUGGAGGAUUUUCAGAGGCAGUGCGUACUACACGUCUUCUACAGAAAAGACUUGGCAGGAAAGUAGAACCUACUGUCAGUCCGUAGGUGCGGACCUGAUGAUUAUCAACAGCAAAGAAGAACAGAACUUUGCAAACAGUUUCCAGACGUACAUGUGGAUCGGCUUAACUGACUCAGAGACGGAGGGAAGAUGGAAAUGGGUGGAUGGGAGUCCACUGACCACAAGCUACUGGACAGACGGUGAGCCGAAUGGUAACGCAGGAGAAAACUGUGGUGAAAUAAAGACUUUCACCGCAGAGAGAAGCUGGAAUGAUGGAACAUGUUCUCACUCACUUAAAUGGAUUUGUGAAAUGAAGCUUUCCUAAUAGUAGUGCUAAUAGGAACUAGAAAAACAAA